UGUUAAUCACAAAACAUAGCUGUAAAAAAAUAUAGAACGCGGAUACGCGGAUCACAUGUGUCCGCCAUUCUUGUCCCUGAUGUGCAGACCUCAAAAGAGAUUGAAAAGUGGAUAAACCAAAAAAUUAAAAUAAAAAAAUGGCAUCACAAGGCAUGCAAAGGGCUGCACGAGAAGUAAAACCGAUAUUAUCUCUAGAUCGCGAUGAAGCACGGAAGAGAGUAUUGAAUCUAUACAAAGCAUGGUACAGACAAAUUCCCUAUCUAGUCAGGCAAUAUGACAUUCCCCGAACUGUGGAACAGUGCAAAACUAAGCUAAGGGAAGAAUUCACCAAAUAUGAAGAAAUCAAGGAUGUGAGGCUUGUUGAUAUGAUGGUCAUAAAAUUACUCCCAAAUCCGUUUGCUCAGUCAGUGCUAAAGUCUGCUUAACCAAUAUAGUACAAAUGCUAAGUAUUACUCUUCCCUAUAUAAGCAUGUUACAUUUAAGUAUAUCAAGUGGCAUCUGCUAGGAUGUUGUCCAGUUUACCAUUGUUUUGAUAUUCCUUUGCAAUUAAUUGGUUGGUUAAGUGGGUUGCAAUAACAGUUUGUGUCAUCUACAAAGGAUGUCAGAACUCUUUUUUUUCAGAAAAUCACUGAUAUAAAUUAGUUAAACAGGCUCAACACUGAACCUUGUGGUAUGCCACUUAAAACUUUAUGGAAGGAACAUUUUCAUUUGUCCACUCUGACAUAAAAUGAUCAAUUUUUAAAGAAAUCCACUAAGGCUGUACUUCCUCUAAUUCCAUAGUGCUGUAAUGUGUACUUUAAUCUUUCAAAUGGAACUUUAUCGAAUGCCUUGUCAAAAUCUGAAUAGACAACAUUGGUAAACUUUGAUCUGAAGUAGUCUAAUCUUGUAAGUAGGUUGGUAAAUGCAGUUCCACCUGUCAAAAAUGCUGGGAACAUGAAAUUCAGUGUUUUCAAAUAAAAAAGAUAUCAGAUAUUAUCUUUUCCAUAGUUUCACACAGCAUGCUCAUGAGAUUAGUUGGUCUAUAGUGGGAAGGUGAUUUCUUGUCUCCUUUCUGAUUAUGACUGCUACAUUUCAUUCAUUUGGCAAUCUGCCUUCUUGAAAAAUGAUAUUUAUCAUAUUGGAUAAAACUCUUGAAAGAGAUGUCACAUUUUUGAUCAGGAAUAUUGCAGGAAUUGCAUCUUCUCCAGGUCCAGCAUGGACAUUUAAAGAUGAAACGUCCGUGAAGAAAGCUGUUAACUUUUCUUAUACCCAUUUCACACUGACUAUAUAUCCACGGAUUUCAUCAUGAAUUGAGAUCAUGAACAAAUUUACAGAGUAUAAAACAGCAAUUUGACGUCAAAUCCAUCAACUUCUUAAUGGAUUUCACACAAUAGUUUUUGUAAUUUUUGCCAUGUUAGAUAUCAAACUCCUUAGAGUCAACCUUGUUUUUUUUUUCAUUAUAUGGAACAAUGUUCAAGAUCAAAUAUAGAACUUUGAUGGAACUUCAGUAUUCAACAAUAUGGUUUCUAUUUAUGAGAUUCACCUCCAAAUCGAUACCACAACUUAUAUAAAAACUCAAAAUGUUUCUAGCAAAAAUUUGUUGUGUGGUUGGUACGU
Acanthoscelides obtectus is the source of this 1596-nucleotide messenger RNA. Lineage: Eukaryota; Metazoa; Arthropoda; Insecta; Coleoptera; Chrysomelidae. The record is from the annotation of a GenBank genome assembly.